AUGUGUGACUAUCUAUGUAUCUAUCUAUCUCAUUCUGAUCGUAUCUAUCUAUCUAUCUAUCUAUCGUUUUCACUCCGCUCAUAUCUAUCUAUCUUUUUCACUCUGUUCAUAUCUAUCUAUCUAUCUAUCUAUCUAUCUAUCUAUCUAUCUAUCUAUCUAUCUAUCUAUCUCAGUAAGCUCAUUAUCUAUCUAUCUAUCUAUCUAUCUAUCUAUCUAUCUAUCUAUCUAUCUCAGUCUGUCCAUAUCUAUCUAUCUAUCUAUCUAUCUAUCUAUCUAUCUAUUUUGAGACAUUUUUUAUUCUGUUCAUAUCUAUCUAUCUAUCUAUCUAUCUAUCUAUCUAUCUAUCUAUCUAUCUCAGUCUGUUCAUAUCUAUCUAUCCAUCUAUCUAUCUAUCUAUCUAUCUAUCUAUCUAUCUAUCUAAGUCUGUUUUAUCUAUCUAUCUAUCUAUAUAUCUAUCUAUCUAUCUAUCUAUCUAUCUCGGUCAGUUCAUUUCUAUAUAUCUAUCCAUCCAUCUAUCUAUCUAAGUCUGUUAAUAUCUAUCUAUCUAUCUAUCUAUCUAUCUAUCUAUCUAUCUAUCUAUCUAUCUAUCUCAGUUCAUUUCUAUCUAUCUAUCUAUCUAUCUAUCUCAAUUCGGGGAGUGGUAAGGCCAGGCCAGGGUUCCGCUUACCGGCAACACUUUGGCCCACUACUCUCGAUUUCGUCGACUUCGAAGCUUAUUCUGCCUCAAUGACUGCAAAUCUUCUAUCCCGUUUCCUCGUUGAUUCGAGCUUCAUUCCGCGGCAUGAACAACACCCACCUUCCACCGACAAAGACUAG
Molecule: messenger RNA, 816 nt
Organism: Acanthosepion pharaonis
Lineage: Eukaryota; Metazoa; Mollusca; Cephalopoda; Sepiida; Sepiidae
Source: the annotation of a GenBank genome assembly